AUGCUGAGCUUCCCAGACCAGCAACGGAAAUUUGAGCAGUUACGCGCUCACUGGGAGGCUGCUGAUACCGGGAGGAGUACGAAGAUGGUCGGCAGGAGGGCGAAGCCAACGCCUCAAGAGGGCGUCGGUGGCGACCUUCAGCACAAUGCAGGAAGCAAAUUCCGCAGGAAACUGAGCAAUGGCUUUGCACUCAUCUCACUCACGCAACGUCGACAAUCUUCGAGCAAUGCGUCACUGGCUGUGAGCGCGCCCAGCACCAAUGACAGCUCGACUGCAUUCCUGGACCCCGAUGCUUUCACUUCACUCCACACCGAUUCCACGUCAGUGAACACCUUCAGCGACCCACCUCUGCCACUGAAAGGCAAUGCACGAGCGAGUGAAGAUCGUCAAACGCCUCGUACAUUACCUCGAUCGCGCACCUUCAGCUACAUACCGCGCCUGAUCAAGCUUGACACUGAGGCAUCGCCCAUUGCUGAACGCGAAGAAUCAAACAAUACAUCUCUAGAAACCGUCAUGACAGACCUAAAGCCGCAUCCGCCGUCUCGCAUACCCACUCCCAGCCCGCCGCAGUCGAAACGUAGAGUCUCGAGUCCACGUCAGUACAUUCCCCCAAAUCCUCCUUUGCAAGCAAGUCUGGCGAAAAAACGCCAGUCGUUCACGGGAGUUACCAAUGGGUCUCCGGCUAAGGCUGCACGAUCUAAAGAGGCUGCAUCGAUCAAGUCAGUGUCUACUUCUGUAUCAGCAACUGUAACUGAGGUCCCAGAGGAUACGGAUGAAGCGGCUCUCAUCGGUCAGACGCAGGUGCAGUACCGAUUUCAAGAUGAAGAUGCUGGCAGAAGUAUCGAGCUCAACAAGUUUCAGCUCGGAUCCCAGUCGAUGUCAUUCAGUGAUCCGACUGCGUUGCCUCCAACAAAAGCGGAGUUGGAUCUCAAAUCCAUAUCGCGUCCGGACAAGGCCACUGAAGAAUUGUCGAGCCAUCGGCGCUGGUCCAUCUCUCAGCGUUUCUACCCAGACAGUGCUGACGAUACCACUUGUGUGCAGGUCAAAGACUACAUGCCACCGUUGUACUGGGCCGGCCGUUUCCAGUCCAGGUUUGAUCAGUGGCGUACAGAAGCCAUGGUAGCAGUACGUCACCCUUAUGUCAAAUCAGAAGACGAUGGCCCUUUGGGACAGUGCGGUCUGGACGAAGAAAAGAAAGCGAUUGUCUUGAUAUUCAUGCAACUCAGAGAUCUCUGCGCCUCUGCACAAGCCGCAGACAGUCUCCAUGAAUUCGAGUACAAAUAUCGAAAGGAUCAUAAGCUUCUCGACACCAAAAUCAAUCUUCCACCCUCACUUCGUAAGCCCGACAACUCGACUGCCAAAGGACCUAUUGGCCGCGCUGUACGCAGACUGACGCCGCGAAAGGCUAGCUUUGCCAACUUGUUCAAGGGUAAAGGCUGGAACAGAGUUGAUGAUGCGAAGACUGUGGAUGUGUCCGGACACAUCCGUGAGCUUCAGGACAUUGCUAGUUUCUCUGAUGGACGAGGGGAUGAGGACGAGAAUAACUGUGAGAGUGUGCCGAUGCAUGCUCGUUGA
Molecule: messenger RNA, 1575 nt
Organism: Didymella exigua CBS 183.55
Lineage: Eukaryota; Fungi; Ascomycota; Dothideomycetes; Pleosporales; Didymellaceae
Exons: 3
Coding region: 1-1575 (524 amino acids)
Source: RefSeq, a predicted model, not a curated record